AGAUCCACGAACAUCCGCACUCCCACCAAAUGGCUCGACUCUGCUCAUCCACAGCCUCUACAGAUCUACCACUCGCCAUCGCGGUACACCUCGUCAGUGGCUCACGUACCAAAAUGUGAAUGUGUGAUGAUGCCAUGUAGCCUGGUGCUGGCCUCUGCGCUUUUUUACGCACAGGAUACCGGGGAGGACCACCUAAGACAGUGUCCUUGUCUCACAGUGCGUUUGACGCCUUGACCUUUGGUCGUCAGCGGAUGACAAAUCAAAGGUCGGUGUGAGUGUGAGUGUGAGUGUGUGUGUGUGUGUGUGUGUGUGAGAGAGAGAGAGAGAGCGGGGAGCCGGGAUUCCAAGCGCAUCUCCACCACGGCACAAGAAUGGUAGAAAGCGCCCAGCAAGUUGGUCGAUAGCCCCGGAGGUAGCUUCGGUGUCGGCGGCGGCGCACUCGGAGGCUCCACAGCGGCCACCCUUGGACCGAAGGCGGGCCCGCUGAGAGAGGAGGACUGCAGCACCAUGGACAGCUCAGAUAUGGAUGCCAAUUAUGGCGGAGGACUGUUGGAUAUGGUGAAGGGAGGAGCUGGGAAGUUCUUCAGCAACUUCAAGGACAACCUGAAGGACACGCUGAAGGACACGUCCACCAAGGUUAUGCAUCAGGUUGCCACGUACACUAAAGGGGAGCUGGACAUUGCCUACAUCACAUCACGCAUCAUAGUAAUGACAUAUCCAGCAGAGUCGGUACAGAUUGGGUAUCAGAACCACGUGGAGGACAUCCGCUCCUUCCUCGACAGUCGCCAUGCCGACCACUACACUGUUUUCAACCUGUCACAGCGCAACUACCGUGGCGCCAAAUUCUCCAACAGGGUGUCAGAGUGUAACUGGCCGUCCCGCCAGUCUCCCGGCCUCCACAACCUGUUUGCUGUGUGUAAGAACAUGCACAACUGGCUCAAACAGAAUCCCAAGAAUGUGUGUGUCAUCACCUGCUCGGAUGGCCAUGCUCUUUCAGGUGUCCUGGUCAGUGCCAUGUUCUGCUUCUGCCACCUCUUCAACAACCCAGUUCCUGCCAUGCAGCUGCUCAGCGCCAAGAGACCGGGUUCAGGCCUCUGGCCUUCACACCACAGGUACAUCGGUUACGUGUGCAGCAUGGUGUCAGAGAAGCCCAGUCUGCCGCACUCCAAGCCCCUGGCGAUCAAGGCCCUCACCAUGAGUCCGGUCCCCUGCUUCAACAAACAGCGCAGCGGCUGUCGGCCCUUCUGCGACGUCCUCAUCGGAGAGACAAAGAUCUUCACCACUGCGCAGGAGUACGAGCGGAUGAGAGAGCACAGGAUCCAAGAAGGGAAGGUGGUGUUCCCCCUGGGCGUAAGUGUGCAAGGAGACGUCGUGGUUUCCAUCUACCACAUGAGGUCAACCAUUGGAGGUCGUCUGCAGGCCAAGGUGUCCAACACCCAGAUCUUCCAGAUCCAGUUCCACACUGGCUUCAUCGCUCCCGGAACCAACGUGUUGAAGUUCAACAAGCCAGAGCUCGACGCAUGUGACUCUCCUGAGAAGUAUCCCCAGCUGUUCCACGUGAUACUGGACGUGGAGGUCGAGGGCGUGGACAAGCAGAAAGACCUGACGCCGCCGUGGGAGCAGUUCCCCUGCAAAGACCUCAGCCCCAGCGUGCUGUUCUCCUGCCACCAGGAACAUCAGGACGCCCUGGCCAUUGCUGAGCCGAGCCGGCCCCACGGAGGCCCAGACGGCCGGGGCCACGGCGAAGAAAGCGAGCCCUCGGACGACGAGAUGCUCUCCCUCUCCAGCCAGCGGAGCAAUGCCGGCGCGGCCCCCCAGAGACCCGACCCUCUGGUCCAAACUCCUGCGGCACCUGCGCCCGCUGAAGAAGUUGAUCUUCUGGGCCUGGAUGGGGAGGCGGUCAACCGCCCGUGCUCCUCGUCUCAGCCCCCGUCCACUGCGGCCGCAGCCACUGACCUGCUAGGGGAUUUAUUUGGGGCCGCACCUCAGCCGUCCAGUGGGCCGUCAUCCGCACAGUCCACACCACACAAAGUAGUCCCCAACACCGCCUCGCCAUGUCACUCUCCUGCACCAGCAUUCGAUCCCUUCGGGACCGGUCCCAUGCCGAAGCCUCAGGACGUGAUGGGCUCAUUCCUCGGACAAGGUAACGUGGGGCAGCCAGACCCCUUCCUGCAUGCUGCUCGCUCUCCGUCACCCACCCUGCAGCCCACGAGCCUGGGCCGGAGUUCCCCUGUUCCUCCCUCGACCCCAACUGUCAACAUUCAGCAGCAAAAUGCCAAGGGAGGAUGGGACUGGAACAGACCGGCAACCACAGGCACAGGCCCAGGCUUCGUUAUGGGCAGCCGGUCAGCCACUACCAGCCCCACAGGCUCAGUCCACAGCACCCCCACCCACCAACCCAAGCCAAACACCCUGGACCCGUUCGCUGACCUAGGCAACCUGGGGGGAAGCCUCGGAGGGGGCACCGGCUUCUCCAGCAAACCCACCACACCUACGGGAACUACCCCGUCUUUCCCCCCCAUGGGCUCCCCGUCACGGCCUCCUCCGUCCCCACAGCAUGCAGGAGGGUGGCAGUCUCACGCGGGGGCCAGCUUCCCCUCCUGGCAGCCAGGUGCCGGAGGCGGUGCGGGAUGGCAAGCCCAAGGACCGGGGCCCGCCCCGCAGCCAAAGCCCAGCCCCAGCCACACCCCCAUGCCUCACACGUCGCCCCAGAACCGACCCAACUACAACGUCAGCUUCUCUGCGAUGGGAGGGGGCUCGCCCAGCGCAGGGGCCAAAGCACAGGCCGCCAUGGGCUCCAAGCCCAAGGCCUCAGCUGCCAACUUCGACGACCUGCUGUCCGGUCAAGGUUUUGCAGGGUCCAAAGAGAAGAAAGGGCCCAGGACGAUUGCAGAGAUGAGGAAGGAGGAGAUGGCCAAAGAGAUGGACCCAGAAAAAAUUAAGAUUCUGGACUGGAUCGAGGGGAAGGAGCGCAACAUCCGCGCCCUGCUGUCCACCAUGCACACCGUGCUGUGGGAGGGAGAGACGCGCUGGAAGCCCGUGGGCAUGGCCGACCUGGUUACUCCCGAGCAGGUGAAGAAGGUCUACCGCAAGGCAGUCCUGGUCGUCCACCCAGACAAGGCAACAGGACAACCGUAUGAACAAUACGCCAAGAUGAUUUUCAUGGAACUGAAUGACGCCUGGUCAGAAUUCGACAGCCAAGGACAAAAAACCCUCUACUGAGUGAAUAUUGACAAGGGAAUGAAUGAGGGGAGGUUAUUUCCCCUGCAGAUUCAUCUCACCCCCCCCCCCCCCCAAAAAUAAAAAUAAGUCACCAUCACUGGUCAACAUACUACAGCUCCAUCCUACAACAUCCGCCUUUAUACCUGUGCUUCGACCCGCACCUCUGAAACACGGAACGGCCAGUUGAUCUGCAAAAGAGGCUACGGAACUCCAGCGCUCAGACCAACGGUGCAACUGGACAAAUGACCCCCGUUACCUCUUAUGCACCCACCCACUGUACUGUAUGUAUGUGUGGUUCCUUCCGUGUUGAGUGUCCUUACUAGACCCCCAACCAAACCGCCAAUCGAGAGCAGAGUCACCGGGACGACUGGAGAAACAGAGGCGCGUCUGAUUCGGAGGAGACGGGCCCCAAGAGACGAAGGACACGGGAGAUAAGAGAAAAACACAUCAGGCAGCCAAAGUGAAGGGAGCAUUUCGCGGAGAGACAGACUGCUCCAGCUAGUGAUACAGAGCGACCACAUAGUCUGUAAGUAACAACAGCAGGCGUUUCCCCCGUAAGACGUCUUGUGUGAAAGUUGGAUCUGUGAUCAGUUCUGUUGAAUCGACUCCAGCUCUUGGUGCAGUUGAAAGAAAAACAGAGUAGCAGCGUCUCAUUACUGUACUUUUUUGGCUUUAAUCGAACUAAAGCCAAAUGGGUUUUUCAUCCAAAUGAUGGUGCGAAUAUAGGUACGAAAUAACUAAUUUAUGAAGCAUUGCGGCUGUAAAGAAGGGAAACGGAGGCUGAAAACAGCUGUGGCUGGCUUUUGACAGUGACUCUUCCGUCCCCCCAUGAGCCAUACUGCACAUGUAAGGAUAGUUCAUAAUAAUAAAUAGGUGUUGUUGUUUUUUUUUCCAACAAUAAGAGCACACGAUUCCUGCUUUAACAUUCAUGACAAUAAAACUGUUCGUAGAGUAGGAGAGCCGCUUAUCAACGCUGCGUCUGAUGUGAUCAAGCCGUGUGUGUUUCCGCAUGUGCAGGGAAGUGGGGAUUAUAUAUUUUGGGAUUAGCACAUGUACAGGUCCAUACAUGAAGCACCUGGAGGCCUCAUGCAUACGCACUCAUACGGUAUCAAUACAGUCGUUUUGCGAGGGAGCUCUCUGAAAGCACAAACUGACUGAAGGAAGCCAUUGUUAUUUUUUUAUUAGCUAAUUUCUUGUUGUCGUCGUCGUGAACUACAAAUGUCAUCGGGUAAAGAGUGUGGACGAAAAGAAGAGAUCAGUUCAGUUAACCCGUGCUGUAAACCGAUUGACUGAAUGAGAGACUGCAAUACCUUUGUUUCCCCGCUCACGUGAGGUGUCUGUCGCCUCCCACAAACUUGAUUUUUACAGACGUAGGUUCAUUCCGUCAUUAGAUUCACAUGUUCAUCGCGUUGAGUCGCUUGGGAAUUAAUCUGCUUGACCGCAUCUCCCUUCAUGUUUCAGUUUUAUCAAAGAAUCUCUCACCGGCAGGGAUUACGAAGCUGUCCCCUUUCUUUUUCACGACUUGAUUUAUUCUGUUUACAUUUGAGAGAGAUAUUUCUGUCACAGCGCUGACAUUUGGUAACACAGAUAUCGUUUCAUAUCAACCGUGGAGGAACAAGUGUUGCCGUUUGCAAUAGUUUAAACCCCUGACUCAAAUCUACAUGAUUCCACCUAACUGAAUUAUCUUAUCAUGAGCGCCGGGGCCACUCUGACAUUUCUUUUAGGGGUUUGUGGUUUUCACAGGCAUCUAAUAUGAACAUAUUCACCCUCAACUCUGUGUUACUGCUACUGGAAAGUCCAGUAAAUCUGUUUCAUUCUGAUAUUUGACCCUCGUUAUGAGUUCUAAACUGUUUUUUUAAAAUCCAUCCAUUUGAACGCAUUUAAAUGAUGAAACUUUUGAAGUGCUUUAGGGCAAAUUUUCCUUUCUGCUGUGACGAUUCAAAUGAAGCACGAGAUGCUUUUCUGUUUCUUUGUCAUUCUCGAUAUCCAUCGUAAUGUCGUUUUCUCUUCACCGGAGUUCGUUCUUUCCCUUGUGGGUUGUCUGAAUAUCGAACCGUUGCAUCAAGAGUCUGCCCAGCAGCUACAAGGCGCCGUUACUUCAACUGGUUUUGGACCCGGAAUGGAUUAAAUAACGGGAGGAAAAACUGUGUCUCGACAGAAAUGGACACUGGGUCCCAGAAUGAAAACACUGAACUCUGCAUCUUGGGGCUCCUGCUCUCGUUGGUGACUUACCAGACACAGGAAGUGUGUGUGUACGUGUGUGUGUGUGUGUGUGUGUUUACUUACACUGAGGACCUUCAUGUGAAAUAAUCCUCAUACGCUCCCCUCGCUGACUGACUUCUCCACCUGAAAUCUUACGGCUAUGUAAAAAAAAAAAAAGAGGCUAAUCUCUGUAUUGUAGUCAAUGAAUGUGUGUUGUUUGAAACUGUGCUAUGUAUGAAAGUGAUCAGAUUUGGAUACAGACAACUGUAGGUCAUGUGUUUGCCUGUCUGCUGUUCCAAGUAUUGCUUAAUUGUGUAAAAAGAAUAAUAAUAAUAAUAAUCUGUUCAUGUGUUCUGUUUACGGUCACAGGAUGUACAUAAUGAUCAAGUGCAGUGCACAGGAAUAAAUAGUAAACAGAAA
Molecule: messenger RNA, 5844 nt
Organism: Scophthalmus maximus (turbot)
Lineage: Eukaryota; Metazoa; Chordata; Actinopteri; Pleuronectiformes; Scophthalmidae
Gene: dnajc6
Product: DnaJ (Hsp40) homolog, subfamily C, member 6
Exons: 19
Coding region: 508-3222 (904 amino acids)
Biological process (GO): synaptic vesicle uncoating; clathrin-dependent endocytosis
Cellular component (GO): vesicle; postsynaptic density; intracellular membrane-bounded organelle
Molecular function (GO): clathrin binding
Source: RefSeq, a predicted model, not a curated record